AUGGGUCUGCUGCUGAACGGCUUGACGCUAAAGGUUUUUCAGCGUGGUGCUCGUUCAUCACGCUGCGUCACUGUCUACCUGAAGAACCUGGCGGCCGCCGACUUCCUGCUGACUCUUUGCCUUCCCUUCCGCAUCGCCAAGCACGCCGGCGCUUUCCGCCUGCACCUUUGGGUCUACUGCAGUUUCGGGGCACCGGCCUUCUACCUCAACAUGUACGCUAGCAUCCUGUUCAUGGGAUACAUCGCCGCCAACAGGUACCUGAAGAUCGUCCAUCCCUUAGGAACGCACUCGCUACAGUCGGUGCGGGCGGCUCACGUCGUCUCAACAAUUUCGUGGCUGGUCCUUUUAACCCUGGCGGGAACUUACGUGGUCCUGUCACUGGUCUCUGGCCAGGCUCUGACCCGGCCGUCGAGCUGUGAGGAACAACUAAGUGGGCAGUUAAAGGUCUUUUACAAGGCAGCUCACGUUUUCUCGGCCGCCAUCUUCUUACUGGUCCUGGCGGCGCUGCUCUUCUUCUAUGGCAGCACCUCCCGCAGGCUGGCGGCGGUGCAGCGUCGCCGGCCCUCCUCGUCCGGAUCGCGCCGGCUGGCUCGGUCGCGGCGCAACAUGCUGGUCCUGUCCGCCAUCUUCUGCGUGUGUUUCGUGCCCUACCACCUGGUGCGUCUGCCAUACGCCGUGUCGGAGCACGCCGACGGCUCGGCCUUUUUCUACCUGAAGGAGGCCGCCGUCGCCCUGUCCGUUCUCAACGUCUGCCUGGACCCGCUCAUCUACUUCACGUUCUGCAAAGCGUUUCGGCAGCAGCCGGGGCGAGGCGGCGCCAUCGCGUCGGCGAAGCUCGCCAUCGCCAACCCGGAGACCAGCGACGGGCAAAUGUUGAAGAAGACGUCUGGUUACCCUUCCACUACUGACUUCACUUGA
Messenger RNA from Nerophis lumbriciformis (worm pipefish), 918 nucleotides. NCBI's taxonomy places the organism in Eukaryota, Metazoa, Chordata, Actinopteri, Syngnathiformes, Syngnathidae. The record is from RefSeq and is a predicted model, not a curated record.